This is a messenger RNA of Solea solea (common sole), 2232 nucleotides long. RefSeq names its product ribose-phosphate pyrophosphokinase 2. Gene Ontology annotation, cellular component: ribose phosphate diphosphokinase complex; cytoplasm. Gene Ontology annotation, molecular function: ribose phosphate diphosphokinase activity; magnesium ion binding. The transcript has 7 exons. Lineage: Eukaryota; Metazoa; Chordata; Actinopteri; Pleuronectiformes; Soleidae. Gene Ontology annotation, biological process: purine nucleotide biosynthetic process; 5-phosphoribose 1-diphosphate biosynthetic process. The record is from RefSeq and is a predicted model, not a curated record. Bases 195 to 1157 code for a protein of 320 amino acids.
UCAGCUCGGAUUUCCUCUCUGCUCGCGGUCCCUGCAGCUGCUGCGCCACUACGAUGCUCUCACUGCAACAUUAGCAAACACAUUCCCCAAUUUUCUAGCCCUUAAGUGGGGGGAUUCCUGUCGUUUUCUUUAUUUAGUUUUUGUACUUUUCCUUAUUUUCCUUGGUUUAACAAACCGCCGCAGGUCUCGUCGAUAUGCCUAACAUCGUGCUUUUUAGCGGGAGCUCCCACCACGACCUGUCCCAGAAAGUGGCCGACAGGCUGGGGCUGGAGCUGGGAAAAGUGAUAACCAAGAAGUUCAGCAACCAGGAGACAUGCGUGGAAAUCGGGGAGAGCGUGCGAGGCGAGGACGUGUACAUUGUGCAGAGCGGCUGUGGCGAAAUCAACGACAACCUGAUGGAGCUGUUAAUCAUGAUCAACGCCUGCAAGAUCGCCUCCUCGUCCCGCGUCACUGCCGUCAUCCCCUGCUUCCCCUACGCCCGACAGGACAAGAAGGACAAGGUACAGAGUCGAGCUCCCAUAUCAGCCAAGCUGGUGGCCAACAUGUUGUCUGUGGCCGGAGCCGACCACAUCAUCACCAUGGACCUGCACGCCUCACAGAUCCAGGGUUUUUUCGACAUUGCUGUGGACAACCUGUACGCAGAGCCUGCCGUUCUGCAGUGGAUCAGAGAAAACAUCCCAGAGUGGAAGAACUGCAUCAUUGUGUCUCCAGAUGCUGGUGGAGCAAAACGCGUGACGUCCAUCGCGGACCGCCUCAACGUGGAGUUCGCCCUCAUCCACAAAGAGAGGAAGAAGGCCAACGAAGUGGACCGCAUGGUGCUGGUGGGCGACGUCAAAGACCGCGUGGCCAUUCUGGUGGAUGACAUGGCCGACACCUGCGGCACCGUCUGCCACGCUGCCGACAAGUUGAUUGACGCAGGAGCAAUAAAGGUCUACGCCAUCCUCACACAUGGCAUUUUCUCUGGUCCGGCCAUCUCUCGCAUCAACAACGCUCCAUUUGAGGCCGUGGUGGUGACUAACACCAUCCCACAGGAGGAGAAGAUGAAGGCGUGUCCAAAAAUACAGGUCAUCGACAUCUCUAUGAUCCUGGCCGAGGCGAUCAGAAGAACCCACAACGGCGAGUCAGUGUCCUACCUCUUCAGCCACGUACCCUUGUAAAGACCCGUGUGUGGACGGCCCUCGGCCCACUCUCCCGCUCUCUCCCUCUGUCUCUCUGGUUCGACCAAUCGGCUGCCACGUUUGGCCACAUCCUCCCGAUGAAACACUCAAUAAAAGGCCUCUCCGGGUUUUCUGGCCGCCCAAGUGUCGUCUUCGACGUUUCUCUCUCUCUCAAGAGACGGAGCCAAAUCUCACUUCCUCCUCUGAUGACCAAGUUUGUAUUUAUAAGCAUCUCUCUCUCUCAUUCUGUUCUCUUUUUUUCCUGUCAUGCCGACCUCAAACAGCAGAGGCCUCGCCUUCAUUUAAACCAAAGGGUCCAUUAUGUACCACUCUUAAUUAAUAAUUAUGUCAACCUGACUUAAAAAUAAAAGAAGCAUUCCAUUGUGUCAUGUGGUACAAACAUUUUGGCUGUUUCUUGCUUUUCAAAGUUCUAAAAUUAGUGAGAAUGUGCACCUUUUUUGUUGUUGAAAGUAUUAAAAUGAUAAAGUCUUAACCCUGAAGUUGCUCUAAAGCUCUAUGGACUUUGAUUGUAAUGUUAGUUUAAACCACGAGGUAAAUUAUGUUGACGGGACCACAUAUUUAAAGAAGAAAACUUGAUUUAAUCUAGUUCUGAGCCUCCCUGUAUGCUGUUGUUUCUUAUUUUGAUAUGUUGCUGCAACCUAGUGGUGGCUUAUCAGUACAACACCCUUCUCUGUCAAAUGUAAUGAUUUUCUUUCUCUCUCAACUCCCUGACAGGUUUCGUCGUUGAUUAAAGUGUCGAAUGUGAGGUGUUUUUUUUUUUUUUUGUUUGUUUUGUUUUUUUUCCUGGGUUGUUUUUUUUUUUUACCCAUUUUCCAAAAGGUCAUUAAAGUAAUUGAGCCCACAGCUUGAUUAUAGUGUUAAGAUUUCAACAAUGAUUGAUUUGUCACUAAAUAAAUAAAUAAAUAAAAGAGGAAUUGUCUAUAGCUGUCAUGGUGCACAGGUGUCACCGUAAAGAAGUGAAGAAAUCACUGGUGGGAAAAAAAAGCAUGAUUUAAUGUUUUAUAUGUAUGUAACACUUCAGGCUGUUUCCUUGACAAUAAAGCUUUGACAAUGA